UUACGGUGACUCGUAGCGAGAUACGGGUAUUACCAGAGUGUUGCGACCAAACUAGUGUUACGGAAGUUUAUAAUGCGAAUUAUCAUCUACUUUGCUUUAAAUAAUUCAGUUUGAUGGAUGUCGCACAAUCCUGUCUUAAUGAAGCCGUGUAAAAAUGGCGCUUUCCUACAGUUUAUUUAGCAAUAUCCAAGUACAUGGAAUAUGACUUUUAUGUAAUCUGCAACUAUGAAACCCCCGUUUCGUCGGAGAGCUGAACCAUCACGCUUCGUUCUUAAGGGCACUGCGGAAGAGUCCACCGUAAAUAACAGAUCGCUCUGCAAAGGAUGGAACCGCAAAGAUCUUCAGAGCUUUUUACAAGCUUUGAAACAGCAGCAGAAUUUUGAAAAGGAAUUAGAUCUGACUGAGAUUCAAAAGAAAGUUCCCCACCGUUCCCUCAAAGAGAUCGAAGACCUGAUAAUGACCCUGAAGUCAAGAGUGCUGCAGAGGGUGUAUCUGCAGGUCCAGAGUCAGAAGAGAGAGGAGCGCAAAGCUAAAGUACCCAUUGAAUUAUGGGCAGAGCUGGUCCAGAAAAUAACUAGGCCCCAUGAGAAGACCAUAUCUUCUGCCUUUGACCAGAUGCUAGUGAUUGCUGCUGUUGAGCCCUGUGGCAUGAUGCACUCUGAACCUCCACACCCCGUAAUCCAAACACCUGCUUUCUCCGGUCCUCACCCUGUCCGGUCUCCUAAAACGCCCUCUCGGCCUUCUGCCUCAGAGAUGAGCGCGAAUCCCAGCACUUCUGCUCGCUCAGUUGCAUCUCUCAAUCAGCCUGACUCUAGUUCUAAUGCUGUUGAACUUCUCAGCCAGUUGGAUAAAGCACCAAGCAGUUCACCUCUAGUGCCUGAAACACCUGAGACACCUGAGACACUUACACCAAGAUCCUCACAGAUGACAAGAAGCCAGAGCCAACUGCAGUCAGAAGUCGGGCCAACAGUGUCCAGUGCUGUUUUACCGUCCGUUUCCUUAAAUAAGGACAGUGAAGUUCAGUCGGGACUGUUAGAUCAUGAUUACCCAUGCAACCCAAUAACGCUAAAGAGUGUUGUGAAUUUUGACAAGAUUUAUCGGUAUUUAAGUGACAUUGAAUCUAAAACCUGCAAAUCAGCUCUUACUUCAAUGGAGAGCGCAGUGCUGCUGGAUAUGUUGAUGUGUUUGCCUGAGGAGCUCCACUCACUGGACUGCAAGGAACUUCAACAUCAUCUUCUCCAGAUAUACUCACAGCUCACCCAACCUGCAAAAAUGCCAGUUUCCUCUUUAAACACCGACAGAGAAAUCCAACAGGCCGAUGUAGCUGAUUCAACUCCAUUAACACAGAAUCUCAGGACCGCUGUGGGAUCCGCUGCAGAGCCCUCCAGUGAGUCCUCUUUCACAGAAUCAGCAAAGGACAAAAAAGACUGGGCUACAGCUGGCACCUGUCCUCUCAACCCUUUGUUAGUUCCAGUAGCUUUGCUGAAAAGACAGGCCCUGGAUUCUGAGAAAUGAUAUGCUUAGCCCGUCUCAGUUCAGCCUCAUUAAUGUUCUGUGUGGGUCUUAUGUUUCACUUUGCUACAGGUUUAGAUGUUAUUUUUUUUCUUUUGUUUCGGAAAAUGUGUGCAUAUUAACUAUUCAUAUUCCGAAAAUGAACAAGUUAAAAUUUCAUAAUGAUAAUUCUGUUCAAAUAAGUUUGUUGCAAUAAAACAAGACUUUAAAGAAAAAUGUAAAUAAAUGUAACUUUAAAUAUUAAA
Molecule: messenger RNA, 1757 nt
Organism: Puntigrus tetrazona (Sumatra barb)
Lineage: Eukaryota; Metazoa; Chordata; Actinopteri; Cypriniformes; Cyprinidae
Gene: snapc2
Product: small nuclear RNA activating complex, polypeptide 2
Exons: 5
Coding region: 226-1515 (429 amino acids)
Biological process (GO): snRNA transcription
Cellular component (GO): nuclear body
Molecular function (GO): RNA polymerase II general transcription initiation factor activity
Source: RefSeq, a predicted model, not a curated record